Molecule: messenger RNA, 903 nt
Organism: Striga hermonthica
Lineage: Eukaryota; Viridiplantae; Streptophyta; Magnoliopsida; Lamiales; Orobanchaceae
Source: the annotation of a GenBank genome assembly
AUGGACAAGAGCCAACCCACUUUAACUCAGUCGAUGAUGAGAGGUGAAGUAAAAAUUUUCUACUUCAACCAAAAAAGACUCGAGAUGAUGUGUGUGAAGUGGAUUGUCAAAGCGGAGAUGCAUUUUCGAACCGUUGAGCAACCAGACUACAAAGAAUUUAUAUAUGAUCUUCAACCUCGUUAUAAGAUUCCUAAUCGGAGGAAGAUUGCUAAGGAUGUUUGGAGUUUAUUUUGCGAGGAGAAAGAAAAGAUCAAAAGCAUCAUUGGUAAUCUCCGUGUGAGUAUCACAACCGAUACUUGGACCUCUAUCCAAAAUAUCAAUUACAUGGUGGUGACGGCUCAUUUUAUUGACUCCAAUUUCAACUUACACAAGAGGGUGCUCAACUUUUGUAAAAUUACUUCUCAUAUGGGCAAAGACAUAGGAAGGUGUCUCGAAGAAAAGUUGGUCGCAUGGGGCAUAAGUAAGGUGUUCACCAUUACCGUAGAUAAUGCAAGUUCCAAUGAUGUGGCCGUUGAGUAUUUGAAGAAGCAACUCCGGAAGCAUGAUAGUCUUAUGCUUGAUGAAAACUUGCAUAUGAGGUGUGCUUGUCACAUUAUUAAUUUGAUUGUGAAGGAUGGGAUUAAAGAUUUAGUAGAUUCCAUUGAAGCCAUCCUAAAUUGUGUGAAGUAUAUUCAAUCUUCUAGUGCGAGGUUGGAUAAGUUUCAGGAGUAUGCGGUCUUAGAGAAGAAGGACAAAAUGUCAAUUAUCCCGAUGGAUGUUGUGACUCGGUGGAAUGCCACGUACAUCAUGCUUCAUGGUGCUUACAAGUUUAAAGGUGUAUUUGAAAGGUUAGUGGAAGAACUUACGCUAUUUAAGUCAUACUUUGAAGAGGGAAGAGUGGGGCCUCCAAGUGAUGAAGAUUAG